Messenger RNA from Rattus rattus (black rat), 1613 nucleotides. RefSeq names its product 3 beta-hydroxysteroid dehydrogenase/Delta 5-->4-isomerase type 2. The record is from RefSeq and is a predicted model, not a curated record. NCBI's taxonomy places the organism in Eukaryota, Metazoa, Chordata, Mammalia, Rodentia, Muridae. Bases 153 to 1274 code for a protein of 373 amino acids. The transcript is spliced from 4 exons. Gene Ontology annotation, biological process: steroid biosynthetic process. Gene Ontology annotation, molecular function: 3-beta-hydroxy-Delta5-steroid dehydrogenase (NAD+) activity.
GAAGGCCAGGGAUUAAAACUCUAGUGCUGAUCUGAGGGCUGAGGAGACCAGCAUCCAGACUUUCUCAUCUGAUUUUGAACAAUUUAACAGCCCUCCGCAGGAUCACCAUACAUCACAACUGCUCUGCCUGUGAUCUGUUUCCUGGGUUGACUAUGCCUGGAUGGAGCUGCCUGGUGACAGGAGCAGGAGGGUUUGUGGGCCAGAGGAUCAUCCGGAUGUUGGUGCAGGAGAAAGAACUGCAGGAGGUCAGGGCUCUGGACAAAGUCUUCAGAACAGAAACCAAGGAGGAAUUCUCUAAGCUGCAGACAAAGGCCAAGGUGACAAUGUUAGAAGGAGAUAUUCUGGAUGCCCAGUACCUGAGGAGAGCGUGCCAGGGCAUCUCUGUUGUCAUCCACACGGCUUCUGUCAUGGAUUUCUCACGUGUCAUACCCAGGCAGACCAUCCUAGAUGUCAAUCUGAAAGGUACCCAGAACCUAUUGGAGGCCUGUGUCCAAGCCAGUGUGCCAGCCUUCAUCUACUGCAGCACAGUUGACGUUGCAGGGCCCAACUCCUACAAGAAGAUCAUCCUAAAUGGCCGUGAGGAAGAGCAUCAUGAAAGCACAUGGUCAAAUCCAUACCCAUACAGCAAAAGGAUGGCCGAGAAGGCAGUGCUGGCAGCCAAUGGGAGCAUCCUGAAAAAUGGUGGCACACUGCAUACUUGUGCCUUAAGGCCCAUGUACAUUUAUGGGGAGAGAGGUCAAUUCCUUUCUAGAAUAAUAAUUAUGGCCCUCAAAAAUAAGGGUAUUCUGAAUGUUACUGGCAAAUUCUCCAUAGUCAAUCCAGUGUAUGUGGAAAAUGUGGCCUGGGCACACAUUCUGGCUGCCAGGGGCCUUCGAGACCCCAAGAAGUCACAAAAUGUCCAAGGACAGUUCUACUACAUCUCAGAUGACACCCCUCACCAAAGCUAUGAUGAUUUAAAUUGCACCCUGAGCAAGGAAUGGGGCCUCCGCCUUGAUUCCAGCUGGAGCCUUCCUCUGCCCCUGCUCUACUGGCUUGCCUUCCUGCUGGAAACUGUGAGCUUCCUGCUGCGUCCAAUCUACAACUAUAGGCCACCCUUUAACUGCCACUUGGUCACACUGUCAAAUAGCAAGUUCACUUUCUCCUACAAGAAAGCUCAGAGAGAUCUGGGCUAUGAGCCACUUGUCAGCUGGGAGGAAGCCAAGCAGAAAACCUCGGAGUGGAUCGGGACACUAGUGGAGCAGCACAGGGAGACACUGGACACAAAGUCUCAGUGACAGAAAGGGGGCAAGGAUGUGGUUCUGAGUGUUACCAGGUCCUCCAGCUAGGACAGAGGCACAAUCCAGGUCCUGGUGCCCCUUUUGACACAGACUCUAACUCUGUGUCUUAAUGAUGUCACUGGAAGCCUUGCUAGUCCACAAGCUUUCUUCCCUAAUCCCCACGUAGUUGUGCCUCAGCUGCUGUGACCAAAGGCUUCAGCAAUGACAAUUUCCUGUCACUUAGAGCUGAGUAUUGAUUUUCUGUUCCUCUUCAAGUCCUAAAUCACAUCCUGCUUUGGUUAAAUCGCAUUGCUUUAUAAAGCAAAAGAGAAACAGCAAUAAAUAUUGUAAUGCCUU